Molecule: messenger RNA, 1782 nt
Organism: Choloepus didactylus (southern two-toed sloth)
Lineage: Eukaryota; Metazoa; Chordata; Mammalia; Pilosa; Megalonychidae
Gene: MSRA
Product: methionine sulfoxide reductase A
Exons: 6
Coding region: 244-945 (233 amino acids)
Biological process (GO): cellular response to oxidative stress
Cellular component (GO): cytoplasm
Molecular function (GO): peptide-methionine (S)-S-oxide reductase activity
Source: RefSeq, a predicted model, not a curated record
GAUCCUAAGUCCGUUUUGUCCCAAGCCUUGGUAACCUCGAUUCCGGAGCGGCCGCUUGCACAAUCAGGAGGGCACGCGGCCUCGGCGGACCCGCGCCCGCCCGCAGCGCGGCCCAGUGCACGCCGGUCCCGCGCGCCGCCGCAGCCACCGCCUCCACGGGCACCGACGGUGGGCUCCGCAGGCGGCGGCUCUGUUCUCGGCCGCGCCCUUCUGCCCGCGUGCCCCUCGCCGAACGGCCGGCCCAUGCUCUCGGCCACUAGGAGGCUUAGCCAGUUCUUCCACAACCUCUUUCCUGGCCCGAGAAUGGGCGACUCCGCAUCUAAGAUCGUCAGCCCUCAGGACGCCUUACCCGGCCGUAAAAAGUCGAUACCAGUAGCGGCCAAACAUCAUGUCAAUGGCAACAGAACAGUUGAACCUUUCCCAGAGGGAACACAGAUGGCUGUAUUUGGAAUGGGCUGUUUCUGGGGAGCUGAAAGGAAAUUCUGGAUCCUGAAAGGAGUAUAUUCAACUCAAGUUGGUUUUGCCGGAGGCUAUACUUACAAUCCUACUUAUGAAGAAGUCUGUUCAGGAAAAACUGGCCAUGCGGAAGUAGUCCGAGUUGUGUACCAGCCAGAACACAUCAGCUUUGAGGAACUGCUCAAGGUCUUCUGGGAGAAUCAUGACCCGACACAAGGCAUGCGCCAAGGCAAUGAUCAUGGCACUCAGUACCGCUCGGCCAUCUAUCCGACCUCUGCCAAGCAGAUGGAGGCAGCCCUGAGGUCCAAAGAGGACUACCAGAAGGUGCUUUCCCAGAGUGGCUACGGCACCAUCACCACCGACAUCCGAGAGGGGCAGACGUUCUACUACGCGGAAGACUACCACCAGCAGUACCUGAGCAAGAACCCCGACGGAUACUGUGGACUGGGGGGCACGGGGGUUUCCUGUCCCAUUGGUGUUAAGAAAUAAUCUCUGCCCCAUGACCAGGACUUCAGAUUACAGCAAAAAAUGCUUGCUACAAAUUGGGCAAUUCUUUUGUGAUCGACAUCAGUGGCUUUUUGAAGUGCACAAAGUGCAAAGGCAUUGUUUUAAAUCUGAUUUAUUGAGGUAUAAUUUACAUAAAGUGCCAUGGCAAGUUGAUAAAAUGUGAAUUUAUCUUCUAAGAAGUUAUUAUGGGAGUAGAGCUGUGAAAUUUUUUGCAUCAUUUGGGGUCUAAAUGAAGAUAAUGAAUUUGCUGUGUUCAGCCUUCUUGAAUUCUGGGUGCCUGCCGUAGCAGCUAAGGAGUUAAACUGGGAGCUUGUUGGACAGGAUAUGGGUGAUGUUGGGAAAACUUGACCUGUGCCUGUUCUACCUCACAUGCACUCAUACCCUCCAGUGCCUUAAAAUUUGCAAACAUUUAUAGCCUCAGUGAAUCAUUCACCAAAACGCUUUGCUCUGCUGAAUCGAGACAUGGGUGAGGGGCUUUCUCUCCCUUUCAGCGCUCCUCGUGGCAGAGAAAGAAUGUGCAUUAGCUUGAAGGAUUCUAAUGCUUUGCUUACAGCUAUGAGAAAUGCUUGUUCUAAUAAACAUCUGCAAUCCAGUAAUACAAACUGCCUAAUUUUUUGUCUUUUCCUCAUUUAGAUAGGAUAUCUCUAAGUGCUGUAAGAUACAUUUAAGAGCUCUGAAAGAGCUUGGGAGGGAAAAAACCUCAUAGUCAUUUUCUCCCAAAUGGGAAAUACCAUGAUUGAAAUUUUUUGGAAAACAUGUAUACCACUAGCUUUUUGCAACUUUAGUAAUAAAAGCUGUUUUCUACACACCUGUCACAUC